UGCGCGAUGUCGGUGGUGAAGCGGAGGCAGUCGGGGUCCCCGGCCGAGGAGGAGGAGGCCGGGGAGAAGAUGCUGAAGGAGAACGGCGCCGUCCCGGAGGCGGUGGGGUUGCAGCGCAACAUCACCCUGGUCAACGGCGUGGCCAUCAUUGUCGGGACCAUCAUCGGCUCCGGGAUCUUCGUCACCCCCACCGGGGUCCUACGGGAGGCCGGCUCCCCCGGGCUCUCGCUCAUAGUCUGGGCCGUGUGCGGUCUGUUCUCCAUCGUGGGCGCCCUGUGCUAUGCCGAGCUGGGCACGACCAUCUCCAAGUCCGGGGGGGACUACGCGUAUGUGCUGGAGGUGUACGGGGCCCUGCCGGCCUUCCUCAAACUCUGGGUGGAACUGCUGAUCAUCCGACCCUCGUCCCAGUACAUCGUGGCCCUGGUCUUCGCCACCUACCUGCUGAAGCCAGUCUUCCCCAGCUGCCCGGUGCCCGACGACGCCGCCAAGCUGGUGGCCUGCAUGUGUGUAUUGCUGCUGACCGCCAUCAACUGCUACAGUGUAAAAGCGGCGACGCGCGUCCAGGAUGCGUUUGCUGCGGCGAAGCUUUUGGCUCUGUGUCUGAUUAUCAUCCUCGGCUUCAUACAGCUGGGCAGAGGAGACGUCACCAACCUGAGCCUUGAACACUCCUUCGAUAACACCAGUAAUGAUGUUGGCAAAUGGGUCCUGGCGUUAUACAGCGGCCUGUUUGCAUAUGGCGGAUGGAAUUACUUGAACUUUGUCGUUGAAGAAAUGAUAGAACCUUACAAAAACCUACCUCGCGCCAUCAUUAUCUCAAUGCCCAUCGUGACCUUGGUCUACGUCCUCACCAACCUGGCCUAUUUCACCACGCUCACACCGGAACAGAUGCUGACCUCUGAGGCUGUGGCCGUGGAUUUUGGGAAUUACCACUUGGGUGUCAUGGCCUGGAUCAUCCCCGUAUUCGUGGGGCUCUCAUGUUUUGGAUCUGUCAAUGGCUCUCUCUUUACCUCUUCCAGACUGUUCUUUGUGGGAGCCAGAGAAGGUCACCUACCAUCUCUCCUGUCGAUGAUCCACCCGCGACUGCUGACCCCUGUGCCGUCUCUCAUCUUCACAUGCGCCAUGACGCUCCUCUACGCCUUCUCCAACGACAUCUUCUCCGUCAUCAACUUCUUCAGCUUCUUCAACUGGCUGUGCGUGGCUUUGGCGAUCAUCGGUAUGAUGUGGCUCCGGUACAAGAAGCCGGAACUGGAGAGACCAAUCAAGGUUAAUCUGGCUCUCCCCAUCUUCUUCAUCUUGGCCUGCAUAUUCCUGAUUGUCGUGUCGUUCUAUAUGACGCCCGUGGAAUGCGGGAUCGGCUUCAUCAUCGUCUUAUCGGGGGUCCCUGUGUUCUAUUUCGGGGUCUGGUGGCAGAAUAAGCCGGAUUGGCUCGAGCAGGGUAUACGUUCCUCCACUAUUGCGCUGCAGAAGGUAUUGGAGGUCGUACCCCAGGAAAGUUAAGCCGCCGCCAAUGCUCCGCCUCCACCAACGCGCACAAGAAAAACGGUAUUUUGUACGACGACGGAAUCGAGAAAAUCUUCAGAACGAUCUUUUAUUUUCGUUUU
Messenger RNA from Nanorana parkeri, 1601 nucleotides. RefSeq names its product solute carrier family 7 member 5 (gene SLC7A5). Gene Ontology annotation, cellular component: membrane. Gene Ontology annotation, molecular function: neutral L-amino acid transmembrane transporter activity; L-amino acid transmembrane transporter activity. The record is from RefSeq and is a predicted model, not a curated record. The transcript has 10 exons. Lineage: Eukaryota; Metazoa; Chordata; Amphibia; Anura; Dicroglossidae. Bases 7 to 1497 code for a protein of 496 amino acids. Gene Ontology annotation, biological process: neutral amino acid transport; amino acid transmembrane transport.